CAUAAUAAUGUACCAGAAGUUUUCGUUACCAUUGAUUUCCCUUUAGGCUUCAAUCUUCCAAAUAAAGAAGCACCUGAAGAGUGUGAUGUGAAUCAACAAUCUGUAAUCGUUAACUUUUUCAAACAACAAUAUUACACACUGGCUGGAAAAUGGCUGGGAGAUUCUAUUCAAGUGUUUGAAUCCGAAGAUGUAGAGUUCGUGACUUUAAAUCUUAAACUUCGAUUAUCUGGCGGUAAAGGUGGGUUCGGUUCGAUGCUCAGAGUACAAGGUGGAAUUGCUGAACAACCACCAACAAAGAAUAUACGUUUUGAUGAUACUGAAUAUCUUAAAGCUAGCGAAGAAAUAAAGAAAACAACCAAGUUGCUGUAUCUAAAAUCAAAUUCUACUAUUAGUAGCAAUUCUGCCGCUGGCAAUUCAAGGCUCUCUCAUUAUGGUAAAUAUUUCGAAAAUCUAUCGUUUUCAUUAUUUUUAAAAUUUACAGUUGUCUUUAGGGAUGUCGAUAGUGGAUCUGAUAGUAGUGAAGACGGUGAAUCUGAUACACAAAACGAAUUCGGUUUGUGCUACGCUUUGAGAUGUGCAUGCCGGUUACGGAUUAGUUUGAAAGACCAGCACUUUGUUGGGAUGAGCUGCUUGCCUAGUGGGGAUAUAAUAGCUCAUUGUUGGGGUGAGCUAUUUUGGUCUAGCGAGGAUAUAGAAAGUCAAGAUUUAAGUUAUUUCGGCACGUCGUCUUGGCAAAAUAAUUAUGAAAUGUUCUUACCGAAAUGA
Messenger RNA from Scutellospora calospora, 765 nucleotides. NCBI's taxonomy places the organism in Eukaryota, Fungi, Glomeromycota, Glomeromycetes, Diversisporales, Gigasporaceae. The record is from the annotation of a GenBank genome assembly.